Messenger RNA from Dendroctonus ponderosae (mountain pine beetle), 2424 nucleotides. Its product is annotated as E3 SUMO-protein ligase ZBED1. Gene Ontology annotation, molecular function: DNA binding; protein dimerization activity. NCBI's taxonomy places the organism in Eukaryota, Metazoa, Arthropoda, Insecta, Coleoptera, Curculionidae. The transcript is spliced from 3 exons. The coding region runs from base 368 to 2305 and encodes 645 amino acids. The record is from RefSeq and is a predicted model, not a curated record.
AGUAACAAUUCAAAUGUGUGAGAAUAUUUCUUUCAUGCGCAAACAGGAAACUGACUGAAUCCAGAGUUUGAUAAUCUGUGAUACAGAAAUAAAUUAAUAUAGCUUGUGAAUAUCGAAUUUGCUCUCACCGAUUUUAGGCCAUCGGCAAUACACAAAUUACCCGGUGGCCAUCACGUAGACACAUGAAAAUAAGGCCCCUGUGACGUUGUGUUCAAGGGUGAUAUAAGUUAGGUUACCCACACACAUUCGAAAUUCAACCCAACUCAGAUCUUUUGUUUUUUACCUUGAGCACGAACCAGGUAGGUUUAGUUACUGAAUUCUAGGCAUGGAAAUCUAAAUUAAAGUUGAUUUUUGCUUGGUAUUUAACAUGCCGAAAAAAAGUCCCAUUUGGGUUCACUUUUCGGAAGAGUCGGAGGGCAAAGUCACGUGUCUCUAUUGUGGUCAGCAAUUAUCAGUUAAAAAUAAAUCUACAUGUUCACUUAUCCGGCAUAUGAAUCAAAAGCAUCCUGCUCAAUCAAUCAGUAGACGAACAAUAACAGAAGCCCCAAUUAAAGAAGCAAAUUGUUCAAUUGAACAACAACAACCAGCAGAAGAUUCUGCAAUUAAACUGUAUCAACAACCAUCAACUUCAGGAGCAGGUAAAUUGCAAGCCAUCAGUAGUUUGCUUCAAAAACCUCUAUCAAUUGUGACAGAAAACGAAAUUGAUAAACAGUUAAUCUGCAUGAUUGCAAAGGAAUAUCAUCCUGGCAUCGUAGAGGAUAAAGAAUUUAAACACCUGCUUUAUUUAUUAAAUCCUAAUUACAAUGUUCCUACACGAAAAACAGUUUCAAAUUUGAUGAUUCCAGCAUUUUACAAUGAAGCACUUGAACUAGUUAAAAGUCGUUUAGAUAGAGCAUUUGUAGUAUGUCUAACAACUAACGGGUGGGCAUUCCGCAAAAACGACAGUUUUCAUACUGUUACCGCUCAUUAUAUUGUGGAAGAAACCAACAAUACCUUCUUAUCUUCCGAUUUGUUGGGAUGUAUAUCUUUCACGGAAAGGCACACUGCAGAAGACAUUGCCAACAAGCUUAAAGAAGUCAUAGAUGACUGGAAAUUAACUAAUAAAAUAGUUGCCGUUGUGUCAGAUAAUGCGGAAAAUAUGAAAACUGCGAUGAGUAUUGGCGGGUGGAGUCACUGGGAUUGUUUGGCCCAUUCUUUAAAUUUAGUUAGUCAAUCAGGUUUGAGCGAAAUCAAAGAAGUUGUGGAUAAAAUAAAAAAUAUAGUUGCUUAUUUUAAGCGGAGUAGCUAUGCACUUUCCCAACUAAAAGCUGCUGCAGUACGUAUGGAGAUACCUGUACUAAAAUUAAAGAAUGAGGUAGCAACACGCUGGAACUCUACGUACGAUAUGAUGUGUAGAGUUUUACAGAUGAAAAAUGCUAUUAUAUCUACCUUAGCUCUUCUAAGUACCUCAUCCAGUAGCCAGCAACGUGAUGAUUUUGAAUUGACUACUCAACUUCGUAAUGAAGAAUGGAUUGUAGCAGAACAAGCAAUAAACGUACUGGAAGUUUUUAAUUUGAUAACACUCGCCAUAAGCUCAGAGCAAAAUAUUAAUGCCUCUACCAUCAUAUUUUAUUAUAAGCAGAUCAGUAAACAUUUAAAUUCUUUUGAUUUAACUGCAGUCAUGCCCCAAAUAAGCAAUAUGGUAAAAACACUUCAAUUGCAACUAAGGAGCAGGUUUCACCAUAUACAACGAAACAACUUAAUAGCUCAAGCAACUAUUUUGGACCCCAGAUUUAAAAAAUUAGGGUUUAUAGACGAGGAAGAGUACCAACGAGCCGUAGAAAACUUAUAUACAGAAGUAGCUAACACUAAACUAGUUGAUGAAAAUGUAGAAAAUAAAACAUCUGAUAAUAUUAUUAAAAUCAAAGUCGAACCAAUCGAGCAAAAGAUUGCGCCUGAAAAAAAUCUUCUUGAUGCUUUAUGGGAUGACUUUGAUGCGAAAGCUCGACAAAGCUUAAAUCCGAGCGAUUCCACAGCAUCUGCCAUUGUAGAAGUUAAUACAUAUUUAGAGGAAAGUAUUUUACUUAGAAAGGAUACCUCAGGAGUUUUGCAAGAUCCUUUUGUCUGGUGGCAUCAAAGAAAGUACAUAUACCCAAAACUAUACCAAAUUAUGAAAACUCGACUAUGUAUAAUGGCUACAUCUGUCCCGAGCGAGAGAAUUUUUUCGAGAGCAGGGCAGAUAGUUAGUGCAAAACGGGAGAUAUUGAAAAGCGAUAAAUUAUCUCGACUAGCUUUUUUGAGUUAUAACUUAAAUAAUUGUACUUAAUUAGUCUAGUUUUUUAAAAACCAGUUACUUUAAGUUUUCAAUUUUAGUUUUUACGAAAACAGUUUGUAAUGUAUUGUUAGGUUUAACUUUGCAAAAGAAUACAAUCCAUACAAAUUUAA